UUCAACAUUUGGACUCUGGUAUUAUAAUUGGGCUCAAAGUAUCUACACAGAAGUGGUCUGUUUCCUCAUCCAAUGAGCUCGGCCUGUGUGUGGAUGUGACACUCCAGUGGAAGGAAGCCAAGAGCCUAUAGUAGCAAUCCUGGGGAAAUUUUAAGCAGCUGUGGCUAUGUAAUUCAAAACCUCUGAAAACUGUGUUGCAGUCCGUGCCCAGCAUUAGUAUAACAUGAGGGCUGGAUGUAGUCCGUCCCCCGGAGGACUUCCUCGCCUGCUGCAGGAAAGAGAAGACUGAAAGACAAACCUGGGUGCAGCCGGAAAGGUCCAAAUACAUGAGCUUGUGGCAUCCAUUCCCCAAAUUCAGGGCCUCCCACCAUACCUCAGCUGGGUCUCAUUGUUCUGAACCGCAUUAGUUAAGAUUGCCCAAGCUUGGAUUUCAAAGGAAUACUUUCAUUGUUCCGUCUGUCACACCAAGUAAUUGGGACCAGCUGGAUGUCAGGAUGCGCGUGGUUACCGUGGUAAUCCUGCUCUUCUUUUGUAAAGCCGCGGAACUGCGCAAGGCAAGCCCGAGAGGCCGAGCCAAUCAUGGCCGGGCCGGUGGCAGCAGGAGAGGCUCCAGCCCCGUCAAACGCUACGCACCGGGCCUCCCCUGCGAAGUCUACACGUAUCUCCACGAGAAAUACUUAGACUGUCAAGAGAGAAAACUAGUUUACGUGCUGCCCGACUGGCCUCAGGAUUUGCUGCACAUGCUGUUAGCGAGAAACAAGAUCCGCGUAUUGAAGAACAAGAUGUUUUCCAAGUUUAAAAGGCUGAAGAGCCUGGAUCUGCAACAGAACGAGAUCUCCAAAAUCGAGGGCGACGCUUUCUUCGGUUUAAAUAAACUGACUACUCUCCUCCUGCAGCACAACCAGAUCAAAGUCUUGACGGAGGAGGUGUUCAUUUACACGCCUCUCCUGAGCUACCUGCGUCUUUACGACAACCCCUGGCACUGUACUUGCGAGAUGGAAACGCUUAUUUCCAUGUUGCAGAUUCCAAGAAACAGGAAUCUGGGGAACUACGCCAAGUGCGAAAGCCCCCAAGAACUGAAAAACAAAAAACUGAGGCAGCUAAAACCUGAACAGUUAUGCAGCGAAGAAGAAAGCGAACGGUUAGACCCGAGACCCCAAGUGUCCGGGAGACCCCCGGUCAUCAAGCCUGAGGUGGAUUCUUCUCUUUGCUACAAUUACGUGUUUCCCAUCCAAACGCUGGACUGCAAACGGAAAGAGCUGAAGAAAGUUCCAAACAACAUCCCUCCAGAUAUUGUUAAACUUGACUUGUCAUACAAUAAAAUCAACCAACUUCGACCCAAGGAGUUUGAAGAUGUUCAUGAGCUAAAAAAAUUAAACCUCAGCAGCAAUGGCAUUGAAUUCAUAGAUCCUGCCGCCUUUUUAGGACUCACACAUUUAGAAGAGUUAGAUUUAUCCAACAACAGUCUACAAAACUUUGACUAUGGAGUACUAGAAGACUUGUAUUUUCUGAAACUCUUAUGGCUCCGAGAUAAUCCUUGGAGAUGUGACUACAAUAUCCACUACCUCUACUACUGGUUAAAGCAUCACUACAAUGUCCACUACAACGGCCUGGAAUGCAAAACGCCUGAAGAGUACAAAGGGUGGUUCGUGGGGAAAUAUAUUCGUACUUACUUCGAAGAAUGCCCCAAAGACAAGUUACCAGCAUACCCUGAAACAUUUGACCAGGAUACGGAAGAGGAUGAAUGGGAAAGAAUACAUAGGGAUCACGCAGCAAAGAAACAAAGCGUGAGGAUCACUAUACUGGGGUAACUGAGAAAUUGUUCUGCUUCCAGCAAGUUCUGUAUUUGCUCCUCCGGUGUCAGAAAACCACAUGUUUACAUUGGGAUUGAACUGUGUUGCCUGUUGACGCCGGGUUAUCCAGCUAAGGGAAGGUUCCCUUUAUCAGUAGGAGUAUUAUUAUUGAGAGAAUUCUAGCACUCAAGGGAAUACUUUGAUCCUGCUUGCCUGCCUACCUGCGGACCAGCUUUUGGUGAUGAUUCUGCCCCAGUAAACUGCAGGAGUUGGGUCCUAAUGAUGGCAUUGGAAUUUCAUAAUGUCCUGCAUAAAUGUUUUCAUUGCUUUUUGAAAAUUAAAAAAAAAAAACUUGGUUCAUUUUUAUAUGCCUUGUGAUCGCUGCUUGUGCAUACCUCAAGAUCAAAAGGAAAAUAUAUAAACACUUAGUGAUCAUAAAAUAUCAUUCUCUCCCCUCUGCCCCCUCCCACUUUUUUUUUUUUUUUUCAGUAAGUCAGCAUGUACAUAGAAUAAAAUUCCAUUUCAGAUUCCUGUGCAUUCCAAAAUGAGGUCCAGGUAAACCCAAAUCCUCAAGUACUCUUCACUGAUUCUUAUAAAAAACUGUCAAGCUAGACCUGAAUGAGAAUUGUCACAAGCAAAUGAAUAGAGAAUCUGGGAAUUAUAUUGGAGAUUGGUCAGAAGAUGGGACUCUGAAGAAAUUGUAGAUGGUGUGAAACAUGAGUAAUGAAGAGGUGUAAACACUAGAGGAUGUGGAAAUAGCAUUGAUUU
This is a messenger RNA of Lutra lutra (Eurasian river otter), 2561 nucleotides long. It is a transcript of the gene LRRC17, whose product is annotated as leucine rich repeat containing 17. Gene Ontology annotation, molecular function: protein binding. The record is from RefSeq and is a predicted model, not a curated record. Bases 495 to 1811 code for a protein of 438 amino acids. The transcript is spliced from 4 exons. NCBI's taxonomy places the organism in Eukaryota, Metazoa, Chordata, Mammalia, Carnivora, Mustelidae.